CACUUCGUCGUUCCCUUCGAUGACCAACUCGAAAGACGAAGAACUGAGAACACUCCAACAUCCAGUUCAAGCCGACGUCGAAUCUGUACGCUCUCAACAAGACUUCGACGGGGAUCACCGCAGCGAAGAAUCCAUAGCUUCUAUUGAUUGUGUGCCGGGUGGCCAAUCCCAACCGCUCCCACCGUCCAAAACAUACCAUCCUUUCUCACCCCAUGUACUCGCCCUUCUCAUUCCUUUUUCAAUAUUUGGAACGCUUGCGCGACUAGGUCUUCAAGCUCUUGCCACAUACGAUGAUCAGAGUGUAUUUCCAUUGGCCUAUGUACAGUCCACCGGAUGUUUCGUUAUGGGUUUUUUCCUUCGCUUGAAGGGACCAAUGGGCGAUUUCUACGCUCCGCUAUAUACUGCUAUCACAACGGGUUUCUGCGGCUCUUUGACGACCUUCUCGGGAUGGCAGUUGGAUGUAUUCAACUCGUGGAUCAAUGCUGGUGGCGGUGAUCGAGGCGGAUUCCAAGAUUUUAUAGACGGCCUCACGAAGACUGUAUUUACCCUAUCGCUUUCAUUAGGGUCGAUGUCUUUCGGAUCCUAUCUCUCUAAAUUCAUUGAACCAACUAUUCCAAGACCUAAACUAUCUCAACCACCCCGAACUGCCCGAAUAUCACUCACUAUCCUCUCAAUCCUCGCCUACAUCGCCACACUCCCAAUCUAUUUUCGAUUACCCCCUUCCUUUCGAGGCCAAGCCACCGCCGCACUCUUGUUCGCCUUUCCCGGGACACUUACCCGUUACUUCCUUUCCAUCUAUUUCAAUCCAUUCCUCGCUUCCCUCCCCUUGGGUACCUUCAUGGCUAACAUGAUUGGAACUGGACUACUUGCAGUGUUUCACGUCCUACAGAAUAUGGGUGUCAACGCGAGUCCUGUUUCGCCCGGUGCAUGCUCCAUCCUACAAGGACUUGGGGACGGCUAUUGUGGUUGCUUGACGACGAUUAGUACGUUUGCGGCAGAGAUUCGGGCUUUGAGGACACCGUUUGAGAAGGUAAGGUAUGUCCUGAUAAGUUGGGUAGUAGGGCAGCUCUUAAUGCUGUUGGUGUUUGGACCGGCAUUACUGUCUGGGAGAAUCCAAAGGGAUAGACUAUGUGCUUUCGAAUAGGGUAGCUACUCUAGAUUCUUUCUACCUUGAUAAAUUUAUUUAUCACAGUAUGUAUUAUAUUCGCAUAAGGAACCACGACCAUGACCACGCCGUCAGACGUUGGAAACCUCACGCAAGAAGGCCUUAGCCUCUUCCCAAGAUGUCAUCCGUUCUCUUUCCUUUCCAUCUUUGGCUCGUUUGACUUCUGCCUCAUCAAUCUUCUUCCAAUUCUCAUAUGUUGUGACGGUUCCCUCACACAGACCUUGCUCAACCUCAGAUGGAAGGGAAUCGAGGUCUACAUCAAAUGCCUCGAGAGGAUUGAGCAACAGUUCCUCCUCUAAUCUCCCACUCUCGACCUCCUCAUCCGCCAAGACAACAUCCUUCAAGAUGCCCGCGUCCGCAACACUAUAGGCGUCCAUCAUUGUCGUUGCCAAAAUACCCUUCGCUCCCGUAGCCGCCCAACCAGAGGCAUACAUGUGCUUGAGAAUAUGGCCAGAUGGAUUUGGUGAAAUGAGACGAUUGACCGGAGGAAGGGUGCGUAGGUGACCGAGUGUGGGGGAGUACAAGUCGGGGGAGGUCGAGUGCGAAUCGAGGUGCGGAGACGAAGAUGAAGGAGGUAAGGUGAAAGAUUCCCCGUGGAAUCCCAAAGAGGUGAUAACCAGGUCGGUAGGGAGUUGCGUUGUGAGGCCUGUCGGUACUGCUUUUCCUGUAGUUUUGUCCACUUCUGUGUGUCCCAACGUUAGGAUGUGUAUAUGCCCGCCUUCGCCAGGAAUGAUUCCCAAAGGGUUUCUAUAGAACUCCAGGCUCCAUGUCUUUUUCGGAGAGACCGGAAACGUGUUCUUCGAACCCUUUUUGAGGAGAUCGAGUGUCCGGGUUUGUUGGCGUGUCAACUUUCUCCCUUCAUCGGUGGCCAACAAAGGUGAAUCCAGAGGUACCAUUCUAGCCUCCGAUAAUUCCAUCAUCUCUCUCAACUCUUUCGUUGUGAAAGCCGCCUCCAAAGGCCCUCUUCUCCCGAUAAUUGACACAUGCUCGACCGUAGACUUUCUAAGAACAUCCAACACGCUCUCCGGAACGUCAUACGGAGCCAGCUCGUUCGGAUUCAUGAGGAGAAUUCUAGCUACAUCCAGCGAUACAUUUCCCAGUCCAAUAAGAGAGAUGUGCUUGACCUUGUCCAGAGGCGGCGGUGAAGGAGUGGAAGGAUGAGCAGUAUACCAGUGAACUAUGUCAAGAGCGGGUACAACUACACCUUUCCGGGGCGGUAAAGAUGGAUGUAGUCUCGGUUUCGUGCAUCCCGUUGCGAGGAGAAGAUGAGUGUAGUUAUUCAAUAGUGACUGUACGGGGAUUUGAAGGUUGUGCUUGAAACCGCCUGUGUUUCCGACGUUCACAUUGCCAAAGAAACGGAGACGAGGGUCGGAUGCAGCUGUGUCAAAUUUAUGGAUGCAGUUCUUGACUUCAGGGUGGUCGGGGGCAACACCGUACCGCACGAGCCCAUGUGGGCACCAGAGACGGUCGUAAAUGUCGAUCCGCAGGGGUCUGCUUGUCCUAGAUAGAAUUCGAGAGGCGACAUAAAAACCAGAAGGUCCUCCGCCAAUUAUCCCCAACUUCAUGGGUUGUGCCUUUACUGAGUUUCAGUUUGAGCUUUACCAGUCAAUGUCAUUCAUGUCGGAGGUUUGUGGUACUGACUCAG
Molecule: messenger RNA, 2810 nt
Organism: Marasmius oreades (fairy-ring Marasmius)
Lineage: Eukaryota; Fungi; Basidiomycota; Agaricomycetes; Agaricales; Marasmiaceae
Exons: 4
Coding region: 20-1144 (374 amino acids)
Biological process (GO): fluoride transmembrane transport
Cellular component (GO): membrane
Molecular function (GO): fluoride transmembrane transporter activity
Source: RefSeq, a predicted model, not a curated record